Messenger RNA from Tachysurus vachellii, 1934 nucleotides. It is a transcript of the gene irx3a, whose product is annotated as iroquois homeobox 3a. The coding region runs from base 298 to 1599 and encodes 433 amino acids. Gene Ontology annotation, cellular component: nucleus. Gene Ontology annotation, biological process: neuron differentiation; regulation of transcription by RNA polymerase II; cell development. Gene Ontology annotation, molecular function: RNA polymerase II cis-regulatory region sequence-specific DNA binding; DNA-binding transcription factor activity, RNA polymerase II-specific. The transcript has 3 exons. NCBI's taxonomy places the organism in Eukaryota, Metazoa, Chordata, Actinopteri, Siluriformes, Bagridae. The record is from RefSeq and is a predicted model, not a curated record.
AAGGCGUCCCAAUAAUCUAAAGCAAUCUGUAAGGACCUGACCUUAGUCCAUUCAGAUCAAUAGGGAAGCGAGGGAGGGAAGCGGCCGGCGGAUCGUUUACGCGCGGCCCGUUUUCGGAGGAAAUAUAGACUUCCCUUACACUUUUGUACUUAUUGUACACUGGAUAUCGCAGCGCGCAUCGAGAAAGCGAUUUUUUGUGUGUGCACGCGUGUGUGUGUGCGCGUGUGUGUUCGUGUACGUGUGUGCGAUUUCAGCAGACUGUUGUUGGGUGUUUUUUCCCUUCGUUCCCCAACUACAAUGUCUUUCCCACAGCUGGGAUACCAGUACAUCCGACCGAUAUACCCGCAAGAACGGCAAGGGAUCGGCAGCGCGCGCAACGGGAGCGAGCUCAGUCCGUCCGGCACGCUCUCCAACGUUCUCUCUACCAUGUACGGAUCACCUUUCACCGCCGCACACACCUACGGAGCGUUCCUUCCUUAUUCAAACGACCUGUCCAUUUUCAGUCAGUUGGGAGCUCAGUAUGAGCUAAAAGACAGUCCAGGUGUCCAGCACCCAGCGUUUGCUCAUCCUCACCCUGCUUUCUAUCCCUACGGCCAGUACCAGUUUGGGGACCCGUCCAGACCCAAAAAUGCCACCAGGGAGAGCACAAGCACGCUGAAGGCCUGGCUCAGUGAGCACCGCAAGAACCCAUAUCCCACCAAAGGCGAGAAGAUCAUGCUUGCCAUCAUAACCAAGAUGACUCUCACCCAGGUGUCCACUUGGUUCGCUAACGCACGGAGGAGACUGAAGAAGGAGAACAAGAUGACCUGGACCCCACGCAACCGCACGGAUGAAGAAGGCAACGUGUACAGCAGCGACCACGAAGGCGAGGAUGGCGACAAGCGCGACGACGAGGAAGAGAUCGACUUGGAGAACAUCGACACGGAGCACAUCGAGAGUAAGGACGAGCUGGACGAACAGGACGAGCUCCACUCGGAUUCCAAGCUGGACGCCAGCUGCGACUCGGAAAUCUCGGACGGCUAUGAGGAUAUACACGGGCCCGAGCCGAAGCUUUUAAAAGCCGUGGCCCAAGACGGCAAAGACGCGCACGCGGUUGCAGAUGCUGAGAGGCCCGAUCACUUCAACCUCCACCACCAUCACCUCCAUCACCAUCAUCACCAUCACCUUCCUCAUUCAUUGGACCUCAAAACACAGCCUCCCAGCAGCGAGCAGAUCAAACUUAACCCGGUGUCCAACUCUCCUCCGGCUGAAAACAAUGCGGCCCCGGUGCAAAAACCUAAGAUCUGGUCUUUGGCUGAGACAGCCACGAGCCCGGACAAUCCCCGGAAAUCUCCACUCGUAAACGGGAGCUCAUCUCAGGCCGUCAUGCCUUCUCAUAGACUCGUUUCAUGCUCGGUGGGCAAACUGCAGAACUGGACGAGCCGUGCGUUCUCGGCGCACCAGCUCGCGCUGCUCAACUCAAACCACUAUUUAGGACUGGCCAAUCAGGCUUCAGCCAACGGCCUCGCGCUCUACACCGGCAACAGGCACACGGAAGAGCGCAGUGUCAGCUCAGAGAUUGCACACACAGGCCUCAGGAUCAACCUGGAGCUGCCAUGAUAUUAUCCAACCCCCUUUUCCCAAUUUCCUCAUAGAGACUCUUUUAUAAAUCUUCAUUUUAACCUGUCGUAAGGAAUGUAAAAUAAAUAACACACCCUGUGUACUUACCUUGUAAGCAUGUCCUUGUGUAUAAUUGCUAAUGCAAUGCUGUAAAAAUUGUAGUCUGUGAGGUUUUUUCUUCCUCUUUUUUUUUUCUUUUCUUUUGUGAGGAUUCGAUGUUGCAAUGUUUUGUAUAUAUAACGUAAAGAAAGAAAAUGUACAUACUUGUGAUCCAAAAUUGUACAAGAAAGUCUAUAUUUUGGCUAAUAAAUGAACUGCGGCAACUUAAACACAAA